AUGCCUCUGUCCGACUAUAUCACAAGUCCGACAUCUUUUGCAACCCGCCAGCUGCUUGGUACCUUGGCCAGUCGAGAUCAGCAAUCUCUCAAUGGCCACAUCGAUGGCGCGAUCCAAGUUCUGUCUGCGGGCGGUCGACAUUCCUCGCAUCCAGACUUCCUUCACUUGACCCUACUCGUGUUUGAAGCCGUGUUGGAGGUGGUGUGUGUCAGUCUACCGGGUUACAUCGUCGCGAGACAGGGCGCUUUCGAUGCGGAAUCGCAGAAAUUCCUUGCCAACCUCAACGUCGUCCUUUUCACGCCAUGCCUUAUCUUCACCAAACUUGCCUCUCAGCUGACGGCAGAGAAGCUGGCCGAUCUCGCAAUCAUUCCCGUCAUCUUUGUUGUUCAGACCAUCGUCUCGUACAUCUGCGCCUGGAUCAUCUCAAAGACCAUGGGAUUCCGCAAGAGGCAAACAAAUUUCGUCAUUGCUAUGGGUGUCUUCGGCAAUUCCAACUCCCUGCCCAUCUCCCUCGUCCUGGCAUUAUCAAAGACCUUGAAGGGCUUGCAUUGGGAUAAAAUCCCACAUGACAAUGACAACGAUGUUGCGGCUCGAGGUAUUCUCUAUCUGCUUGUGUUCCAACAGCUUGGACAAUUACUUCGUUGGAGCUGGGGUUACAACGUCCUGCUGGCACCGCCUGAGACAUACACAAUUGAAGAAGGUGGCACGAAGCAGCCGGAUGCUGCAGAACGAGGGCGUGGAGAAUAUCGCGAUAGCGUCGACAGCGAUCAUGAACAACGAAGACUACUCAGUCCCAGCUAUGACGGUCCUUAUUCCAGUGACGAUUUUGAAGAAGAUGCCACUAGAGUUGGGACCGAAUCACCCACCAUGUCAAAGUCUGAUGGGUUCAAAACCCCUCGCACUCCAAUCAACCCAUCGGCUGGCACUUCCAGAAAUUCGUCGCAUCAAAAUCUCAACGGUUAUGCAACGACGCCUGAUGCCAUGGCAACUCCCACUAAUGGCAUGGUCGCUCCCCACGCUCACAUCGACAUUCACAAAUGGUUGAGAGACCCCGAGAAUCGAAAGUAUGAUGAGGAAUGUGGUGGCGUCGAAGCUUAUAUUAACAAGGCGAGGAACGGAAUCAGAAGAUUCUUUUUGAGACUAGGCCAUUUCUUCAGCUCGACGUCGAACAAGGCCUUCCAGUUACUUCCCAAGGUCGUACAGAAAGGCCUAUCCACGAUUUCAGCCAAAAUACGGGCAUUCUUCCAUGGCCUCGCUGAGUUCAUGAACCCGCCUCUGUGGGCGAUGCUUGUGGCCGUCACAGUCGCCAGUGUUCCCAAACUUCAACACCUGUUCUUCGACCAGGGAACAUUUCUCCGCAACUCUGUCACGCGUGCAGUGGAACAAAGUGGUGGUGUCGCAGUUCCUCUCAUUCUGGUUGUUCUUGGUGGAAACUUGGCCAGGAACACUAUUCCACGCGAUCCGGCUGCUGCUACGACAGACCCGAAGGAGGAAAAGAAACUUCUGAUUGCAUCUCUCGUUGCUCGGAUGCUUUUCCCUACCAUCGUCAUGGCUCCAUUCAUUGCCCUUCUCGCCAAGUAUCUUUCGAUAUCCAUUCUGGAAGACAAGAUCUUCAUCAUUGUCUGCUUCCUACUGUCCGGAGCGCCAAGCGCAUUGCAACUGACCCAGAUUUCGGCACAGAACAACGUCUUCCCAGGACUGAUGAGUCGGAUCUUGUUCCAAAGCUAUGUCGUUUGGAUUCUCCCGUCGACCUUACUUCUGGUCAUGUUGGCGUUGGAAACGGUAGAAUGGACAAAACUGUAA
Exophiala bonariae is the source of this 1803-nucleotide messenger RNA. RefSeq lists its product as uncharacterized. The transcript has a single exon. Gene Ontology annotation, biological process: transmembrane transport. NCBI's taxonomy places the organism in Eukaryota, Fungi, Ascomycota, Eurotiomycetes, Chaetothyriales, Herpotrichiellaceae. Gene Ontology annotation, cellular component: endoplasmic reticulum; membrane. The coding region runs from base 1 to 1803 and encodes 600 amino acids. The record is from RefSeq and is a predicted model, not a curated record.